UCGGGUCACGGUAGGGGAGUGAGGUUUCUAUCAUGAUUCUCGCUAUCUGACUAUUGUUUUCUGAAAAUGUUUGUGGCCACAUAAGUAAGAGUUGCAGCUGUGUCAUCAACCAUGGGCGUCUGUGCUCCUCUGUUUCUGCUAGGAAUUCUGGCUAUGUCCGAAAUCAAGAAGACAACGGCGUCUGAGUGCUGCUCUGCUUACACAGACGGUGGUUACAGCAAGAGCGCAUUCUGGUGUGCAACCUACUGCUGUUACAAAAGCGGAUUUGGUUUGACCGGGGAAGGACGAGAAUGUUGUGACUCGUCUUAUCGGAGGGUUUAUAGCUGGCAAAGAGAUUCUGAUUGCGAAUGGUUAGAUGAACACAGAUGGAUGUAUGCGAUUAUAGGCAUUGGCAGUAUUGGAAGCAUUGGUCUAUGUAUCUUCGGGUGCGUCAAGUGUUGCUGCCAAAGCAGGCCAAUUGCUGUGGCCCCUCUGAAUCAACCACAAGUUUCAGUGUUAGCUGUCAACUCUCAACAGCAAAGUCACAUGACCCAACAAAGUCACAUGGGUCAACAUCCGGGCUACUCGAUGCAAAGCGGACCACAUCCACCGCCUUACAAUGCAGACAUGGCCGCAAAACCGCCUAACCUUUAAACGUAGAAUUGUUCAAACGUGUUUAACCACCCUAGUUGCGGCAUACAUGUUGGCUAUAUAUAGCACAACUGCUUGCAAUUUGGUCUCUAGUUUUAGUCGAGGGAUAUGGUUCCAAAGGUGACCUCUUUGCCUCGUUUGCCUUCAAUGUCUUGAUUAUGGAAAUAAAUAAUUUUAUUGUC
This is a messenger RNA of Mya arenaria, 812 nucleotides long. RefSeq lists its product as uncharacterized. The coding region runs from base 112 to 633 and encodes 173 amino acids. Lineage: Eukaryota; Metazoa; Mollusca; Bivalvia; Myida; Myidae. The record is from RefSeq and is a predicted model, not a curated record. The transcript has 5 exons.